Messenger RNA from Clarias gariepinus (North African catfish), 1338 nucleotides. RefSeq names its product malate dehydrogenase 1Aa, NAD (soluble) (gene mdh1aa). NCBI's taxonomy places the organism in Eukaryota, Metazoa, Chordata, Actinopteri, Siluriformes, Clariidae. Gene Ontology annotation, molecular function: L-malate dehydrogenase (NAD+) activity. Bases 131 to 1132 code for a protein of 333 amino acids. The transcript has 9 exons. The record is from RefSeq and is a predicted model, not a curated record. Gene Ontology annotation, cellular component: cytosol; mitochondrion. Gene Ontology annotation, biological process: tricarboxylic acid cycle; malate metabolic process; oxaloacetate metabolic process.
GAAAAAACUACAUUUCCCAUCAGGAAGCACAGCCUGACAUUUCGGUAUAUGAACAGAGGUGUCUGGUUAGUCUGGUCCUGAGUUGGGAGAGCGCAGGUCCUAGAGGAACGAACAUACAAUCUCUUUCAAUAUGGCGGAACCAAUCCGUGUGCUAGUGACGGGUGCUGCGGGUCAGAUUGCAUACUCUCUGCUCUUCAGCAUUGCCAAAGGAGAUGUAUUCGGCAAGGACCAGCCAAUCAUCUUGGUGCUCCUGGACAUCCCGCCUAUGCUGCCCGUGCUGGACGGCGUCGUGAUGGAGCUGCAGGACUGCGCUCUCCCGCUCCUCAGAGAGGUGAUUCCUACUGAUAAGGUGGAGGUGGGAUUUAAGGACCUGGAUGCUGCCAUCUUGGUGGGCUCCAUGCCCAGGAAGGAGGGGAUGGAGAGGAAAGACCUGCUCAAGGCCAACGUGGCCAUCUUCAAGACGCAGGGAGCGGCUCUGGAUAAGUACGCCAAGAAGACAGUCAAGGUGCUGGUGGUGGGAAACCCGGCCAACACCAACUGCCUGAUUGCGUCCAAAUCCGCGCCGUCCAUCCCGAAGGAGAACUUCUCCUGCCUGACCAGGCUGGACCAUAACAGGGCCCGCUCACAGGUGGCGAUGCGUGUGGGCGUGUCCUCGGACAGAGUGAAGAACGUGAUCAUCUGGGGAAACCACUCGUCCACGCAGUACCCCGACGUCCACCACGCCACCGUCAACCUGGGCGGCAAAGAGGAGUCCGCCUAUGACGCCGUGAAGGACGACAGCUGGCUGAAUGGAGACUUCAUCUCCACGGUGCAGCAGCGCGGUGCGGCCGUGAUCAAAGCCAGGAAGCUGUCCAGCGCCAUGUCUGCUGCGAAGGCCAUUUGUGACCACAUGAGGGACAUCUGGUUCGGCACUCCUGAUGGUGAGUUUGUGUCAAUGGGAGUUUACUCCACUGGGAACUCCUACGGCGUUUCCGAUGACCUCAUGUACUCCUUCCCUGUCACCAUCAAGAACAAGACCUGGCAGGUGGUGGACGGUCUGCCAAUUGACGACUUCUCACGUGGCAAGAUGGACGCCACGGCGGCCGAGCUGAUAGACGAGCGAGACACGGCGGUGUCCUUUCUCGCUGCAUGACUACCUGAUUCCACCACAAAUUCCUCCAAACUGUAAAACUUGCCUGUUUCUACAAGCUGUAAGGGAACAAGCAGCAUCUGAGCUAUUUCAUUUCAGUGAGGCAAUAACAAGAGUAGAAUCAGUUUAACUUUUGGAAACGCACGUUGGUUGUUCCCCUUUGUCAAAAAUGUAACUCCACUCUUAAUAAAAGGAACGUCUUAAAUAAA